AUGACUUUCGAGAAGGGCGUCACCGAAAUCGCGGACUCGGAUGAUGAUCCGAUGACGUCGUCACCUGGUGUUGUUCCGGAUGAAGCGGGCGACAAGCAUUGCGCAGUGUCCAACGUUCCGUACCAAGAGCGACAAGACGCGUCGCGCGAGGCAGAUGGCCUCCAACAAGCAUUCGCCGAACGCGAUGCCAGCACAACUGAAGUCUUGGGCGCCGAUUCCACCAAUUCUCCAGUUGAUGUCGACGCGUCGAGAAUUGAUCAGACUAACAUGAUACCCAAUGAGACCACUGCAGCGCAAAACGAGGAAGGAGCGACUGUAGAAGGUGGCAGCCACGGCCUGGGACUCCACACACAAACAUAUCCACAAAAGCCAGUAUCGACGACCAGAAACAUGUCAAAUGGGCCUCAAGUGAUGGUCGUUCCAACUGAAAACGAGGAUCCAGUUGCCAAGGAUGUCGAAUCUGAUUCCUCAGCCCGCGGUGACGAACAGCAGCCACCUGUAAGCCAUGUCAAUCCAUCUUCUGCCGAACAGGAAGUACCUGAGGCUAUUCAAUCCACAUUGGCGGAUGUGCCGUUGAAGGUACCAGGUGUUACUGCUCUCGCUCCAUCAGAGGUCAGCAUCGAUUCUGAGUUCCCAAACGGGUCAACAUGUCAAUCGCAAAGUACUGUCACACGCGCCAGUCCGCCCCAUGAGUCGAAAUAUGAUUCGGGUCGAGCUGUAAAGCAUCAUCCGGUAGAUGGGCACAUGAGCGACAACGUAGUCUGUCCUAGAUCAAUACUUUGCUCGUCAGGCGACGCAGGCCCUGCUGCGACCAUGCCGGACGACUACACCAGCUCCACGCUCCAUAGGGCUCAAGACACUGAAUAUACGCCUCCUGAUGCGCGAAUGUACAUCAACACUAGCGAAGCUGCCAUGAUCGAAAAUGGAUCUAGCUCUGAGAUCGGCCAGGAACAAACUGCCCGAAGUACAUCCGCGGACCAACAACCAUCCGCAGAAGAAGUGGCAUUGCCGAAAGAGAGCGCAGGCUCAAGUCUUGGUGCUAGUCCACCAAUUGCUCGACUAUCUACGCAUGCCCAACCACACGCUGACGCCCAACGCUUGUCAUCGCCCAUCCCAAUGCCUCCAUCGAGAACACCACAGGAAGUCACUCUUGACAAUCUGAGAGCCCAAAAAGCUGCACUCUUGGCCUCUCUCAGUGCCCUUCCAGCGAUCCAAGUGCUGAUGGAAGAGAACGCUCUUUCAGAUGCCGAAUCAGGCGAUGCUAGCGAUGAACCUACUGAGACCGAUGUCAUGGCAGCCGCAAACAAAAUCGUGAAAGAGCACAUCAAAUUACUACACGAAUACAACGAGUUGAAAGAUGUGGGUCAGGGGUUGAUGGGCCUUAUUGCGGAUCAGCGGGGCGUACGGAUAGUCGAAGUUCAAGAGGAGUUCGGCAUCGAUGCGCAGGACUGA
Molecule: messenger RNA, 1452 nt
Organism: Alternaria hordeiaustralica
Lineage: Eukaryota; Fungi; Ascomycota; Dothideomycetes; Pleosporales; Pleosporaceae
Exons: 2
Coding region: 1-1452 (483 amino acids)
Biological process (GO): meiotic joint molecule formation; double-strand break repair via homologous recombination; meiotic DNA recombinase assembly involved in reciprocal meiotic recombination
Cellular component (GO): Swi5-Sfr1 complex; Swi5-Swi2 complex
Source: RefSeq, a predicted model, not a curated record